Numida meleagris (helmeted guineafowl) is the source of this 2588-nucleotide messenger RNA. RefSeq names its product zinc finger protein 2 homolog. Gene Ontology annotation, biological process: regulation of transcription by RNA polymerase II. The annotation marks the transcript as partial. The transcript has 3 exons. Gene Ontology annotation, cellular component: nucleus. Lineage: Eukaryota; Metazoa; Chordata; Aves; Galliformes; Numididae. Gene Ontology annotation, molecular function: DNA-binding transcription activator activity, RNA polymerase II-specific; RNA polymerase II cis-regulatory region sequence-specific DNA binding. The record is from RefSeq and is a predicted model, not a curated record.
AAGGAAUCUGAAAUAAAAUGCUUGAGCAUCUUUUUCAGAGAUGUAGAAGGGGUGCUGGGCUUGAAAGGCAGGCUGUGUGUGUCCCUCCAGUGUCAUUCAGGCCCUAACUGUGGGUUCACAAGUGGGAAGGGACACAUAGUUGAGUGGCUGGAGCAGCAGCUGUGCCAGAAUGAUGGCAAUGCUCUCAUCUCCACUGUUUCUGUCCUUGAAGCUCCACUUCCAGCCCCCAAACCCGUGGUGAUCUCCCAGCUGGAAGGAGGGGAAGAGCCCUGGAUCCCAGCUGUGCAGAGCCCAGAGGUCGUGGCAGAAGGCUUUUGCCCAGUAGGAGGUGGGAUCACAAAUAGAAAGGAGGAUCUGCAGAAAGGUGGUGUGGCUGAAAGGCAUUGGGGUAGUGGCUCUGUGGAAGAAAUGCGAAGGGAUGUCCGUGGGGGCCUGGAGCAAGGAAAGCACUUGAAGAAGGCACUUGGAAACCAUCCAGGAAAGAGAGUGAGGAACGUGCUGGGCUGCAGCACAGGUCAGGAGCUGCUGGAAGACGUAAGGAGCAAGGAAGAGUGCCAGAAGAAAAGGCAGAAUCGGUGUGAUGAGUCUGGGAAAAGCUUUAAGAGGAAUUCCAGCCGUGUUAACCAUGAAAGUAUUCAGCCUGGGGAGAGACUAUGCAAGUGUUGUGAUUGUGCAAAGAGCUUCAGAAGGAGUUCUGAUCUCAUUGUCCAUCAGCGCAUCCACACAGGAGAGAGUCCCUACAAGUGCCCUGAGUGUGGGAAGGGCUUCAGGAGACCUUCCUACCUCAUCAUCCACCAGCGCAUCCACACAGGAGAGAGACCCUACAAGUGCCCAGAGUGUGAGAAGAGCUUCAGAACAAGUGCCCAUCUCAUCAUCCACCAGCGCAUCCACACAGGAGAAAGACCCUACAAGUGCCCUGAGUGUGCGAAGAGCUUCAAAAGCAGUGCCCAUCUCAUCAGCCACCAGCGCAUCCACACAGAAGAGAGACCCUACAAGUGCUCUGAGUGUGGAAAGAGCUUCAGCAGACGUUCCCAUCUCAUCAUCCACCAGCGCAUCCACACAGGAGAGAGACCCUACAAGUGCCCGGAGUGUGGGAAGGGCUUCAGCAGACGUUCCCACCUCAUCCGCCACCAGCGGAUCCACACACGCAUCCACACAGGAGAGAGACCCUACAAGUGCCCGGAGUGUGGGAAGGGCUUCAGCAGACGUUCCCACCUCAUCCGCCACCAGCGGAUCCACACAGGAGAGAGACCCUACAAGUGCCCUGAGUGUGGGAUGAGCUUCAAAAUGAGUUCCCAUCUCAUCUGCCACCAGCGCAUCCACACAGGAGAAAGACCCUACAAGUGCCCUGAGUGUGGGAAGGGCUUUAAAACCAGUAGUGACCUCACUGUCCACCAGCGCAUCCACACAGGAGAGAGACCCUACAAGUGCCCUGAGUGUGGGAAGAGCUUCAAAUGCAGUAGUAAACUCACUGUCCACCAGCGCAUCCACACAGGAGAGAGACCCUACAAGUGCCCUGAGUGUGGGAAGAGCUUCAAAUGCAGAGCUGAACUCACUGUCCACCAGCGCGUCCACACAGGAGAGAGACCCUACAAGUGCCCUGAGUGUGCGAAGAGCUUCAAAACAAGUACCCAUCUCAUCAUCCACCAGCGCAUCCACACAGGAGAGAGACCCUACAAGUGCCCUGAGUGUGGGAAGGGCUUCAAAAGCAGUUCUUCCCUCUACUCCCACAAGCACAUCCACACAGGAGACACAUUGUAGCAGUGCCCUGAGCUUGUGAGAAGCUUCACAAGCCCUUCCAGCCCCAUUACCUACCUGCACAUCCACCCCGGACACAGAGACUGCAAGUGCUCCCAACUGCAUGCACCUUUCCCUGACAGUGAAUGCGUGGUUUCAUCGAAUGGAGUCAUGGUGUAGAGAGCAGGCAGCACUUGGUGUAAAGAAUAUAUGUCCCAGUGGGCGUUCACUUGAAGAUCAUGAGCCCAGCAGGGAAUAGUGCAUGUGAGCGAGAGCAGAGAAAUAUCAACUCUGGCCAUGUUCAGGCACCUGACCUUGGUUGUAGGGCAGACCCAAUCCCUCCAAUUCCCUUGCUUAUUCUGGAUGUAUCUGAAGAAAUUCUGCUUCCAGUUUCCUCUCUCUUGCUUCCUUUCUUUCUCCACUACCUGUAGAAUGGCUGCUUGGUGGCUUUUGGAGUCAAUGGUGAAUUACCAUGAGCACAGCGGUAAGAGGACGGACGUGCUGUUUCUCCCGAGGAACAAAAUGAGGGUACCCUGACAACCAGCUGCUGCCCCUGGUAACAAAAGGAUGCUAUGGAGAGGAUAGAAACCCAAAGAGUUCUAAGGAAGAACGGGUACCCCCUCCUCUGAACUGCAGCCGUGCAGGUCAACGAGCUGUCACUGAGCAACUUGCUGCCUCCUAUGGACCAACGAGACGUCACUGGAUCCCUGGUGCUGACUAUCCCCACUCUGUAAACCGUUUGCUAGAAUUUCUCUCUUUACUAUCGCCAGCUUCCCCAUCUCCCCCAUCCCCCUUAGUUGCUUAGACCUUGUAAUAAAUCAUUUGGACAACACUGGCUUGGUUUGGUGCCU